AUGUAUUCACAAGAAAAGAGCGGAUUUGGUAUAGUUAGUGACUAUAAAGGUACAUCAAGAGAAGAUUCAGAUAUUCCUAUCUUAUGCGAGACUUGUCUUGGAGAAAAUCCUUAUCUAAGGAUACAAAGAGAUCGUAAUGGUAAACAAUGUCAUAUCUGUACUAGGGCAUACACUGGAUUCAGAUGGAAGCCAGGCCCUCGUGCUCGUUAUAAGUGUACAGUAGUUUGUCAACAAUGUGCUCGAUUAAAGAAUGUUUGUCAGACUUGUCUAUUUGAUCUUGAAUAUGGAUUACCUGUACAAGUACGUGAUAAGAUAAUGGGAGAGUGCAAAAGAGGACAAGAAUGUCCUUAUUUACAUCAAGAAUUAUAUAAUGAUCCUGCUCUUGCUGAUCAAAAUAUAAGGGAUAGGUAUAUAGGACAAGAUGAUCCAGUAGCAGCAAAGAUAUUACGUAUAGCAGCAAAUAAGAUAGAGGAGGAGACAGGAGAAGGAGACAAUAAUAAUAAUAAUAAUAAUAAUAAUAAUAUAACAACAAUAUAUAUAGGAGGAAUAAAGGAGACAGUAAAGGAGACAGAUUUAAUAAAAAAAUUUAAUUCUUAUGGAGAUAUAUUAGCUGCUAGGCCUCAGCAGCAGCAGCAGCAGGAGCAGCAGGAUGGUGGUGCUGAUGGUAGUGGUAGUAGUAGCAGCAGCAGCAGCAGUUCUGCUGCUGCUGCUGCUGCUGCUGCUGUUCCUGAUGGAUUCCUUGCACCUCCUAUGCCAGGGUUACCACCUUUACCAUUACCUGCAGGCAUGGCACCACCUCCUCCUGCUGCUGCUGCUGCUGCUGCUGCUGCUGCUGGUGCUCCUUAUAGAUCUAUGCUACCCUUCGAAGCAGAGCUGUCUAAGAGAUAA
This is a messenger RNA of Eimeria maxima, 888 nucleotides long. Its product is annotated as RRM / zinc finger (CCCH type) domain-containing protein, putative. Lineage: Eukaryota; Apicomplexa; Conoidasida; Eucoccidiorida; Eimeriidae. The coding region runs from base 1 to 888 and encodes 295 amino acids. Gene Ontology annotation, cellular component: Prp19 complex; U2-type catalytic step 2 spliceosome; U2-type catalytic step 1 spliceosome. The record is from RefSeq and is a predicted model, not a curated record. The transcript is spliced from 6 exons. Gene Ontology annotation, molecular function: U6 snRNA binding; pre-mRNA binding.